CAAUCAGUUAACAAACUGCUGAUGUUAUGGGUAUUUUGCCCAUUUUUUCAGUCAGCACUUUAGAUCGUAGGUACAGCGAACAAAAAGACUAAGUAAGGAGGAGACACAGGGACGCGGGAUGGACUACAGACUGAUCAUUGCGCUGCUGCUGUGCUUCAUCCGACCAAGCAAAAGUACCGAAGAUAUUGGAACGGUUUCUCCUACAAAGACGCCAGAUGUAUCUCUUUGCCCAAGCUUGGACCUUCCUCCCGAGGUCUCAGAUCCCUCAAAAGAUGAAUUCAGUGUAACUGAACAGCCUGUUACCCUAAAAAGUCUUCCCCUGGACCACACCCAGUCCCCUCACACCGAGAGCUCGACGGGUAGCUGUAUGUGCACUGAGGAGCCGGGAACCAGUGUUUCAGACAAGGAACCGAAACCCACGCAAACUCCCCAGGAGUUUCAGGCGCUGGCGAGUCAGCCCAAGCCCGAGGUGAAGCCUGAAGACUGCAGCUCAUCUGUCACCAGGGAACAGAUGGAGAGUCUGGGGAACGCCAUCACUGACUUUGGCAUGGACUUGUUCAAGAAACUGUUGAAUGAAACAAGUAAACCAAACAUUGUCAUCUCCCCGCUGAGCAUCACGCUAGGCCUGGCUCAGCUCGCUCUGGGUUCCAUGAACCAGACCGAGAGCCAGCUCCGCAGGACCCUCCAUUUUAAUUCAUUCCCCUGCGCCCACCACUCUCUCCGCCUCAUGCAGAAGGAGUUCACAAACCAGGCCUUGCAGAUCGCUUCAAGGAUUUAUGUAAAAAAAGGAUUCCACAUUAAAGACGAGUUCGUCCAGACAUUGGAGAAGUAUUACAAGUCACAGACCCAGCUUCUCAAGGGCAAAAGUGCAGAUGACACAAAGGCGAUCAACAAGUGGGUGGAAGAGGUGACAAAAGGAAAGAUUAAAGAAUUUCUGCGCGAGGUUCCCAGCAACAUCAUCUUGCUCCUGCUCAACGCCAUUCAUUUUAAAGGGUAUUGGAAAGCAAAGUUUGAUCCGAGUGUCACCGCAGAAGGCUUGUUUUACGCGGAGGAUGGGAAGAGCUUCCCCGUGCAAAUGAUGCAGCAUCCGAAAUACCCGCUGAGUGUCUUCAUGGACGAUAAUCUUAACGUUGAGGUUGCCAAGUUUUCCUUCAAGCAGAACAUGAGCCUCAUUGUGAUCAUCCCAAUAAUGGACAGUAACAUCAGCAGCGUGGCCAGUGAGCUAAACAUACAGGAACUGCUGCCUAGGUUCCCCAGAACGAAGAACAUUAUGGUUAAGUUACCGAAGCUGGAUGUGGACUACGAUGUCGAUCUGAACAAUGUCUUAAAAGAACUCGGUCUGGGGGUGAUUUUCUCCCACCCUGACUUCAGCCGCAUCUCGGACCAGCCUCUGUUCGUGUCCAGUGUGAAGCACAAGGCCACACUGGAGCUGAAGGAGGAGGGAGUAGAGGCAGCAGCUGCUACCGUCGUCGCCAUGAGCAGGUCCUUCUCCAUGUUCAGCAUCAACCGGCCCUUCAUCUUCUUGAUCCGGGACGACCACUUUGGCAUUCCCCUCUUCCUGGGAAGCAUCAAGAACCCGCAACCCCGUUACCACAAGAAGGCCCAGUACCAGCCGUACAUGAGCUACGAUGAAGAUCUGAGGUCAGAGAAGUUGCUCGGCCCCAAGUGAGGAGGUCCUGGAGACACUGGUUACCCUGGCAAUGCCUCGCCCGCCCGGCCGUGACACCACACGCAAAUGUAUUUUUAUUUUUUACAAAUUAAUAAACAAUGAAUCGUAACCUUC
Callorhinchus milii (elephant shark) is the source of this 1783-nucleotide messenger RNA. RefSeq names its product serpin peptidase inhibitor, clade F (alpha-2 antiplasmin, pigment epithelium derived factor), member 2b (gene serpinf2b). The coding region runs from base 119 to 1669 and encodes 516 amino acids. Gene Ontology annotation, biological process: negative regulation of endopeptidase activity; negative regulation of fibrinolysis. Gene Ontology annotation, molecular function: serine-type endopeptidase inhibitor activity. Lineage: Eukaryota; Metazoa; Chordata; Chondrichthyes; Chimaeriformes; Callorhinchidae. The transcript is spliced from 9 exons. The record is from RefSeq and is a predicted model, not a curated record.